Molecule: messenger RNA, 2455 nt
Organism: Dicrocoelium dendriticum
Lineage: Eukaryota; Metazoa; Platyhelminthes; Trematoda; Plagiorchiida; Dicrocoeliidae
Source: the annotation of a GenBank genome assembly
GAGUUUAGCACAGAGAAGAAUUACUAGUUGAUGGAGUUGAAAGUUAUUUGCACUAGCCCAAGCAUUGACCUUAUUUGACCAUUAAUCGACAGCAUCCAGUUGACGGAAUGAAGAUUUGACGGACCGCGACACUGGAAAUGUUACGUGGCAAGGGAAUUACGGUGUGGUCCCAUGGCAAGCGCGCAGGAAGUGAAACACACUUGGAUCAACCAGUGGCACUGAAAGACCUGCGGGUUCGAAGCCGUCCAAACAUUAUGCAAGAAACUGCAUCUGAUGUAGACGGAGAACGUUAUGGUCAUGCUAAUUCCAUCGAUAAGCCCCUGAAAAUGACCAAACGAGCCAACCUCAUAAAGGAGCUUGUGGACAGUGAGUUACGGUUCUCAACUGACAUGAAGCGAUUGAAUGAGGCAAUUCGGUCAGUUUCAAUCCCGCUGUCAACCGACGAUCGAGCGGCACUCUUCGGAAAUCUACCGCAAAUAGUCAAGAUCUCACAGGAAUUACACGCGUGCUGGAAUAAAGAAAUACUCAAGUGCACACCAAAUAGAAUUGAUCAAGCGCUCAUCGCUACGAUCACUUAUCCCUUCAGGGAACGGAUACGUGAUGUGUUUCAUGUGUAUGCCUCAAAAUACGAUGUCUACACAACGCAAAAAAAUCCCACGCUAAUCAGUUUUGCGCAGCAAGUGGUGGAGAAGCUGAGAUUCCAUAACCCUUUGCUGGCCGACUUGAACACGGAACUCAUCAAACCUGUGCAACGGAUUGUAAAAUACAAGCAGUUGUUUGAACAGCUCAAAGACCAUACGGAAGAAUCACACGCGGAUUACAAUGUCACAUUUCUCAUAUACGAAACAUUUUGCGAACUGUUACGCGCAGCUAACGAAGACAAAAGAUGGAACGAGAUUCUUUCGGAAGUGUUCGAAGAAAGUUCACGAGAACGACGCCUUAGAUCCAGAUCCAAAUCCAUACGACAUCUGCUCGAUGUUCUGCACAUCAGCGAGAGGAUACCAUCUGAUCCGAAACUUUCGCAUGAAAAAUGGAAGCUGGACUCGCUGUACACUGCAACUUCAAAGGUGCGCGAUUGGCUGGAGAAACGAUUUUACCAAAUGCAAGAGGCCUUUGUGAAGGAACGUGAUUUCCUGAAAUGUGUACUGGAUCUGUGUGAUCCAACUGGACAUAUUUCAAUUCAUUCUGGGAUCGUAUGCAGCAGCUCUUCGGAUAAUGCUUUACCGAUGGAAGAGAUGAAACUACAACUCUCCGUCAUGGACAGGACUCUAAACUACCUAUCCCAAGUGACCGAAGUGAAGCUGAAAAAGAAUGUGCUUCGGAGGCUAGAUGAACUGCUUGAACUAAUGAAUGACCCAGAAUUGUUGAUUAAUGAAUUUGAGAAGACCGAAAAGGAGUUGAAUGCCGCAACAGCACAACUACGUCAGGCUGAGUCGAAAAACCAAGCCACAAUAAAUUUAGUAGAACGCCGGGAUGAGCUGGAGCACACUAAGAAGACACUACGAGUUAAUCUUCUACAACAAUUACCUCUCUUGGUCAGGUUUUCGGAAAAAUGCCUGCUCGCAGCUAUGUCAUACGCUUUUCGACUCUGGUCGGAUGUGAUGGACCGGUGCGCUGAGUGGAUGAAAGGAAACUUGGCGCAGUUACCAAGCUCGUCUUUGGCCACCCGCCAAAUGAGUACCGACGACUUCACAUCCUUCGUGGACAGAAUCGCGCAAGAAAUGAAAUCACACAUACCACGUCGGAGCACAUCGAACUUGAUAGCACCUAUCAUCAAACUCAACACGUCACCGAGCCUACAGACGUCACGUUUGAAGGAGAUGGAAAUGGAAAUUUGCAAAACCGCCCCCUUUUACAAGGUACCCACGCCGACGACAACAGUGCCUUCGAUGGAAGUAACGCGCUGUAGAGGGAUCACACGAACAUCGAGUGACAGCGCGAAAUCCAGUUCAUUCGAUGCCGGCCGCAGAAGCAUCGGAUUUGUUGAACUAGAAGUUCCAGGAACCAGUAAAGCGAGACCACGGUCAAUGGCUAUGGGAGCUAGUGCCGAUCUGAACGCCACUCACAAAGCCAUCUAUGCGUAUACCGCACGCGACGAAAACGAGGUGAGCAUGGAAGUCGGACAACUGGUUACCCUGUUGCAGGACCGAGACAACUCGGGCAACACACAAUGGUUCAAGGUCUCUGUUUUGCCACAAAAGAAGGUCGGAUAUGUUCCCGCGAACCGAUUAGUUUCCAUCAGAUGACAUCGCCGUCCAUGUACAGCACUAUCAUUCAUCACUGAUUUGAUUUUCCAUCUAUAGUGAUCCGGAAUAUGCACACGGGUUGGCAACAGUGUGGUGCGCCUCUUCCCCAUGUAACAAACAGCUACGGAAUCUCUUCCAGAUUUCUUUGUACACUUAAAACGUCUAUUGUUUUACUGGUCAUAGGAAUCUCAAUAUUUGAAUUACCUCUG